Messenger RNA from Monascus purpureus, 3228 nucleotides. The record is from the annotation of a GenBank genome assembly. Lineage: Eukaryota; Fungi; Ascomycota; Eurotiomycetes; Eurotiales; Aspergillaceae.
CUGGACUUGAGAUAAUCGCUUCUGCUAAUAGUAAUAAUUCUGCCUCUUCUCUCCUCUUUUCCUUCCGCCCCUUUCCUGCUCGUCCUGCAAAGAACCUCCUCCCCUCUUCUGCUUUCUCUUCCAAGCUCCAUCCCCAAUCAACACACAUUCCAUCGAUCUCGAGGAAGUCUUGCCCCUCGAUGAAUACGAACACGAGGUGUGGUUUUCUCAUAGACUAUCGUUUUAUCGCAACCUGGGGUAAACACCGCUGUUCACGACGGAGGAGGACUCGCUGUGCCUAGAUUAGCAACGCCGGGAGCUCGGUUCGGAUACUCACAAUUGAAAGAAAUAUCAUUGCCUGCAUGGCGGUCUUACUUCACUCAAUAAGCCUGGGCUAUUCGGAGCCUGGAAUCAAUUAUCCAUUAGGAAGCAAUUGUCAUUUCUCUUCCGACCUCUGUACUCGGCCCAAUUGCCCUGUCGUUUAGUUUAGUUCAGACUAGGCAACGCAAUGCCCCGUCCCAAAAGACUCGGUGCUCCAGAACCAAAACGGAGGAGUCGUAAAGGGUGUUGGCCUUGUAAAGCGAGGAAAGUGAAAUGUGGCGAAGAGAAGCCGUCAUGUUUAAACUGUCAGCGACAAGGGGAUGUCUGCGAUUAUAGCAUCAGGCUGAACUGGGAGGGAAGGACGAAACGGAAGCCAGCUGCGGAGUCGCCGGGAUCCCAAUCGAGAAAUAGUCACUUGGGUGGUGUCCUUUCUUCGUCGGAUAUGCUACUCGAUUCGACUCGAGUUGGUCCAACGGGAAUUAAUCUUCAGGAUGGAGCUUCUGCUGGGCGUCUGUUCUGGGAUACGGCCUCCCCAGAGAGUUUACCGCGCAAUUCACCCUAUUCUCCGGAGCUCCAAGGUUUUGGACACGCCCGUGUAGCCGCUCCGGCUCAGGCCCAGGACCAAUUAUGGUCUGACUACAAAGAUCCUCCGGCCGCUGCGAAUCUACCAUCCCUCCAACAUCCAGCUGGUCUUUGGUCAUCAACAUUAGCGCCUAACGAUGUUGCACUGCAGUACCAACAUCCAUCAGUUCAACCCCCUUUGGAUGGGAUCCCGUAUCCGUCACCGGCAGACACAAGCUCAAGUAUGAGUCCUGCCUCUGCAUUGAAUCUUGGAGCGCAACAGGUGCCACUGCCGUUCUCUAACCUCCGUCGACCUCUGGACACUCCGACUCACUCGUCGGGUAGCCCCCCUUCGGAGCCGGAUGGGGCGUUGACCCAACGGCCCAAGAGGCUUAAACUUCAACGUCUCCCCUCCCUAUCAAUGGACACUGGCUUCCCUGCGCAGGCUGAAGUUCAGGCGGAGAAUAUUACAAGUUUUGGUGCAGGUUCUUACCAACCGUCAAGUGCUCAUUUGUCUGCAUCUCCACAGCAAGAUGCUCCUUCUCCGUGCGCUAAUGCUACCUUCCCCCACGAAAGCUUUCUCUCCAAGGUUGUCAAUGGAUCCUUUUCGCCAGGCAGUCACUCUUUACGGCAUUCCUCUGAUGGUCUCACUCACUCCUUGCAAGCACAACACCCAGAGGGGCCAAACCAGGUUACCGAGCCUUCUACGGCGGAAAGCAAGUGGCAUACUUAUCUUACAACCGUGACGGAUAAUUACGGCCUUGACUGCGGUCGUCCGGACCUUGACCUGAACAGAAAUAACGAUCAUGCUGCCAUUGAUGUCAACUACGCGCUGGAUCUGAUCAGUCCCAUGUGGAAAAACGCGAGCAUUCCCAGGUCGGCGGAUGGCCCGAAUGAACUUGCGGAACAGACUCCAGACAACUCCAGCUAUGCCUACUAUGCAUCACCAGUGCCAAUAAACAUACCUCGGUACCUGUCGCCGCUUCCGUCAUCACUGUUGAAGAACCCGAUCAAUCUGAUGUAUUUUCAUCACUUCUUGAAUCAUACUGCAAAAAUGCUGGUUCCUCACGAUUGCGGUGAUAACCCGUUCAUUUCUGUGAUGCCAUCGAUGGCUAUUGGUGAUCCGAAUCUCCUGAAUUUAAUGCUAGCAUAUUCUGCCAGUCACCGGGCUCGGUACCUAGAACAUCCGGAGCCAGCAAAUCGGAUUGCUCACUGGGUCAGCAAUGUCUUCCCAGCAUUGCGUCUGGCACUGGAUGGCCCACAUGAAGACAUCACCGAUAGUCAUCUAGCGACGGCAAUCAUGCUACUGUCUCUGAAAAUCAUCUCGCCUAGUACUUUCGAGGUCCCGAUUCCUUGGCAGAGCCAUCUCAAGCUGGCUCGCGACCUCUUUCUAGCACGGGAGAAGCAGCUGGGAAGGUCGGGGAAUCAUGUCGGAGCUUUUCUCGCUCGUUGGCUUGGCUAUCUUGAUAUACUGGGGAUCCUUUCAUGUCGGCACAAUGAACCACCACUUCCCAACACUGCCUAUAACUAUGUUGUGAGCGUCUGCUCUGCAACUGGGAGCUUUGAUGAGACUUGCAUUGACUGCUUUAGCGGCUUCACAGCACGAACUGGUGUCUUCCUGACACGCCUGGGGCAGCUGACGCAUCGAUGCGAUAACGAACGCUUUGAUGAGGCUGGCAGUUUUCUGGCCGACUGGAGACCCUCGUCUGGUACGCUUUUGGAAGCGCAGGACUUACUAUGUGAAUUUGGCGACCUGCAUGAGCAUUCCCAUGUCAACGACACACAUUACCGAAGUUCAGAGGCUAGGGAGAUUCUUGCCAUCAAUCAGUCUUUUCGCUGUGCAGGGCUGCUUCACCUGCAUCGCCGUGUGUUAGGCUCACCAUCUACCUCUCCCCCGGUUAUUGAAGCGCUCAAAGAACUCAUCGAUGCCUUGAAUCAAAUCAAAACUGGAAGCUCCGCCGAAGUUGGAGUAUUGUUUCCGCUUUUCACUGCUGGAUGUGAAACGCAGGAUCCUCAGUCGCGGUUUGAGAUAAUGCAACGUAUUAUGGACUUGGAGAGAACGGGCAUGAAGCAGAUUCAGAGUGCGCGCGUCCUCAUGCAGAGGUGUUGGGACGAAGGCUUGCCGUGGAUUGCCUUGGCCCAAGGAGAGUUCCUUGGAUAGAUUGUUGCAUAUUGAGCUAGUUUUGUCUCUUCCAAGAUAGUGGCAUAUAAAAUAUGAUAUAAUGCAGCUUAUUUGAGUCCACUUCUUUGAAUGCUAGCCUUCUUCUAAGCCUAUGGUGUGCAAUUGCCUUUCCACGGAGGAUAGACCCUAGUUUAAGGCAGACAAAGCCACCUAGUGAGCAUGGCGCGCUCACUGUUGUGAAUCCA